This is a messenger RNA of Colias croceus (clouded yellow), 994 nucleotides long. RefSeq names its product carbonic anhydrase-like. Gene Ontology annotation, molecular function: zinc ion binding; carbonate dehydratase activity. The record is from RefSeq and is a predicted model, not a curated record. The transcript has 9 exons. The coding region runs from base 10 to 942 and encodes 310 amino acids. Lineage: Eukaryota; Metazoa; Arthropoda; Insecta; Lepidoptera; Pieridae.
UGGUGGACAAUGGCUAAGUUAUUAAUUGUUGCUAUCUUCUGCUCAGAUUUGGCUGGAUCUGUCUCUAUUUAUGGGCCAGUGUGGACUUAUGAUGAUGAAAGUUCAUGGCCCGGUGCGUUUUGCAAAAAGGGUGUGAAAAGACAGUCUCCUAUAGACAUACGGACAAACGAAGUGAUCCGUGACUUCGAGAAGCAGUUCAUUAAGUAUGGAGAGCUGAAUUUCACAGGAUAUGAGUCUGUUUUGAUGACCGGGAUCAAUAAUGGUCAUACUAUCCAAUUCAGCACAGACGGCGACAACUCCAUGCACCCGACGCUCACGGGCGGUCCUCUCAAGCAUCGGUACAGGUUGGAGCAGUUCCACUUUCACUGGCUUUCCGAACACGCGAUCAAUGGAGAGAAAUUUCCAAUGGAGAUCCACUUCGUCCACGUCCGUUCAGACCUAAAGGUGUCAGAAGCACUCAAAAAGAGGGAUGGGUUGGCUAUCAUCUCUGUAUUUUGUAACGUAAAAGCAGAUAUAACAGUAGAAGAAGAAGAGCCUUCGGAAGAAUUGAUUCAAUACAUUCCCCAGUUGAUGAGAACAGCUGAUAGGAUCAGUGGCGUUCUCAUUGAUAUCAGAAAGCUGUUAACUCCAGACAAACGCUCAUACUACACGUAUUUGGGCUCACUGACAUCCCCUGAAUGUAACGAGGUGGUGGUGUGGAUUAUAUUCAUGAAGCCUAUUCAAAUUACAGAUGCAUUGUACCGCAUAUUCGGCAAAGUGGGUGUCGGCCGGCACAACUUCCGCAGCCUGCAGAAGGUGUCCCACCACCUGGUCUUCCAGCCGCCCCCAGAGAUGAUCACCACCCCCAAAGCUGUGAAGGUGCUGAACAACGCGGUGCGAGUGAUACGCGACUUCUUUCAUAAUGUUACGAGUUUCGUCUCAAAAGGAUUGAAAACAAGAUAAUAAGAAGCAGUGCUUUUAUUGUUAAGUUUAAAAUAAAACGAUUUAUGUUAAA